CCGAAACAUUUCAGUGGCAGCCGGAGCCCGGUUAUCGGCUCUUCAAAGGCUUCCAGUGUCCCCUAGCUCCUCCCUCUCUGUACCGUGUGACAACAACAACUCAUCCACAGAGCGGAGCUGCACUUUUCAGCUCAUUUUCCUCCUGUCAUUCCUCCUCCUAUCUUUGAUCAUUGUCCCGCCGCGCGCCCCCCCAGAACCCUCGCUCAGCACGCCUUUUUUUCGGCCGCUCUUUUCACUUCCCAACUUAUCUGAGGAGCUAAACUCUCGUGGAUUCUUUCGUUUGGGGGUGUCUCGGCAGGCUGGGUUUUCUACUUUGAACUUCGGCUACUCUCUUCCCCUUCUGUAGGUGACCAUGGCCGUGCCGGCUGCUCUGAUCCCACCAACUCCCCUCGUCCCGCCGCCUCCGAUCUCGACUCCCUCCGCCACGACGUCCCCGCCGUCGACAACUUCCUCGCCGUCUCCAUCCCUGGCCCCCCCAGGCGGACCCGGACAGAACCUGUUCAGAUCAGAGCUCCUCGCCAGCGGCAGCCCGGGCAUCCCGACGCCGACCGCGGCGCUGCCCCCCAGCAAACCCGUGUACUCGACCCCGUCGCCUGUUGAGAACAUACCGCAAAACAACGAGUGCAAGAUGGUCGAGUUGCGCGGCGCCAAAGUGGCUUCUUUCACCGUGGACGGCUGCGAGCUCAUCUGCCUUCCGCAGGCGUUCGACCUGUUCCUGAAGCACCUGGUCGGCGGACUGCACACGGUCUACACCAAGCUGAAGCGGCUGGAGAUCACGCCGGUGGUGUGCAACGUGGAGCAGGUCCGCAUCCUCAGAGGUCUGGGCGCCAUCCAACCGGGCGUGAACCGCUGCAAACUCAUCUCCAGAAAAGACUUCGAGACUCUGUACAACGACUGCACCAACGCGAGCUCCAGACCCGGACGGCCCCCGAAGAGGACCCAGAGCGUGACAUCACCAGAGAACCCCCACAUAAUGCCCCACUCGGUCCCCGGCCUCAUGUCCCCUGGCAUGAUGCCACCCACAGGCCUGACAGCAGCGGCGGCAGCUGCUGCCAACGCAGCCAUCGCAGAGGCCAUGAAGGUCAAGAAGAUCAAGCUGGAGGCGAUGAGCAGCUACCACAGCAACGCCAACCACCACGGGGCCGACGGGGAGAACGGAGACCUCAGCUCCAGCGUCGGCUUGGAACUCCCCUUCAUGAUGAUGCCACACCCCCUGAUCCCAGUCAGCCUGCCCCCAGCCUCUGUCACCAUGGCAAUGAGCCAGAUGAACCACCUCAGCACCAUAGCCAACAUGGCUGCUGCAGCACAGGGCCAGAGCCUGCCCUCCAGAAUGGUCACGUCUGUCAUAAAGGGGCUGCAGGAACGGGUGCCGGACAGUCCUUCCCCUGCUCCAUCCUUAGAAGACAACAGGAGGCCGGGCAGUCACCCGUCGUCCCACCGCAGCAGCAGCGUGUCCAGCUCCCCAGCCCACACAGAAAGCUCCUCAGACAGGAUACCGAUACACCACAAUGGCCUGUCCAUGAACCAAGCCUUGCUAGGCCUGUCCCCCAACAUGCCGCCUGGGCCUAAAGAAGGAGACCUGGCCCAUGACAUGACCCAUGAAGCAAAGAGAAUGCACACUGACAAAGAAGACAACCCGAUGUGCACCCCAACAGCAAGAGAUAGCUACGAGAGACUGUCGUUGGCCGGCCAGGCUCUGCCUCCGGGUUUCCCCUCACCAUUCCUCUUCCCAGACGGCUUGUCGUCAAUAGAGACACUCCUCACCAACAUACAGGGCUUGCUCAAAGUGGCAAUUGACAACGCGCGGGCCCAGGAGAAGCAGGUGCAGCUGGAGAAGACGGAGCUGAAGAUGGAGCUGUUCAGAGAGCGGGAGCUCAGGGAGACUCUGGAGAAGCAGCUCGCCAUGGAGCAGAAGAACAGAGCGAUCAUCCAGAAGCGUCUGAAGAAGGAGAAGAAGGCCAAGAGGAAACUCCAGGAAGCUCUGGAGUACGAGUCCAAGAGGAGAGAGCAGGUUGAGCAGACUCUGAAGCAGCCGUCGCCCUCUGACAGCAUGCGUUCACUCAACGGUCAGAUGCUCCACAACUCUCUGACCCCUGAGAUGGAGAGUGACCGCAGCAGUGGAAGAACAGAUGCUGAAAGGACAAUACAAGAUGGAAGACUGUUCCUGAAAACCACAGUGAUGUACUGAUAAGGCCGCGAGGAGCUGGAGGAAAUAAAAAUUUCACAAAAAAGGAAAAAAAAAGAAAUAAGAACCCAUGAAGAUUCUCAAGAGCCCUAAUCCAGGCUGAUUUAGUAGUGGAAAGAAGUCAAGCUGCUUGUAGGAGUUGAGUGGAAAGGAUGCUGUGUUCACCCAAAUGCUGGAGGAGGUUGGGCCUGAAUGUAGAGUAAGUCUUUUUCAUCAGAGGCCGACAUGAAAUAGUCCGUUAAAGCGGGUGCUGACGUAACGGCCGACGUGAAGGAUAAACAUAUAUAUUGAGCACAGUAAAAACGUACCCGUGGUACAGCGUUGGUAACAACUCAUAAAUUCACAGCACUGAAGAUUUUUAUACUCUGUCUCAGCCAGCGAGAAAGCUUCACUACGAAAUUCGACAGAAGUUUCGGUUUUGUAUUUCAAAUUGAAUUUUGAGACGCUAAAAGUGAAACCUUGCGGGUGUGUGGGGGGGGGGGGGGGGUGAAGUCAUCCAUGUGUCGAUCAAAAGAGAAGACUGAUGUUUGAUUUACACGUUUUCUAAAUUAGAUGACAAUACAAUCAAGUUUCCUUUUUACCAUUGUUGUAUAUACAAGAUGUGAUGAAAAUGAUAGGAAGACUCGCUCUGUGGAAGCCGAGUGGAUCGAUAAGGUAUGUGUAUAUAAUGUUAAGAGGUAUUGUGUAUGCAGUAGAGCUAUUAGGCAAACAAUACCACCAUUUAUAUAAACCUACAGUUUUGGUUUGUUCUAUUUCUGAGCCAUCAUUCUUUCCUAUAGCUGCCAUUUUGGUGAGAAAGCAUGCAGGCAUGUAAAUGUUUGUCCUGGAACUAUGAUAUUUAAUAAAUCCUAUAUUGUGCUGAACAAAUACUAGGGUUGACUCACUCAAGCCCAGAUGAUUUUGAAAAAAACAUAAGUAUCAAACGUUUCACUCUCAAAAAUGAAGACUUUUGCUGUCAAUAGUACUGUAAUCUUUGUAACAGAGGUAAUAUUUCUUGGAAUUUACUGUACAUUUUUGUCAUGAGACACAUUCAAACGUCAGCACCUCUCGAUGCUUUUAUAAAAAAAGAAAAACACAACAUCCGGACUGAUUUGGAUCACGUGUCGGCUCGAGGAACGAACACGUUUGUAUCUGAAUGCCGUUGAAUUAUUGCUUCAGUCCCUGUUGAACCUACGUGCACACUUUUGUAGAGCGUUUCAUGAAACCCUGAAGGGAAAAAAAUACAAAAAACCCUAAGUUAUGAUUUUCCUGUUACUUUCCCUAAAGACUUUUGAAUUCCGGUGCUGCAACACCUGUGUAUAUUCUCUAAACAUAAGCUGAUGUCAGUCCUUUAACUGCAGACCAGUUUGAACCCUAUGUGUUACAAUCAGAGAGGAAGAGGACGGAAGAGGAGAGUCCCAUGCUCACGAUGUGUUUGUUCCUUUUGUUCUCAAUGGAGUGUCUAGGUCUGUUGUCACUGAUAACUUAUAUAGCUUCUCGAAUCAUCUCAUUGUAAUUCAAAUUCAAAUAAAGUUAACAUGUUGAUGAUAA
Messenger RNA from Betta splendens (Siamese fighting fish), 3715 nucleotides. It is a transcript of the gene dachd, whose product is annotated as dachshund d. The transcript has 11 exons. The record is from RefSeq and is a predicted model, not a curated record. NCBI's taxonomy places the organism in Eukaryota, Metazoa, Chordata, Actinopteri, Anabantiformes, Osphronemidae. The coding region runs from base 353 to 2188 and encodes 611 amino acids.